UUUCAUUCCAUGCUUCGACACAAAUGCGCGUACACAAUUUAAUGAAAAUUUCGUACACAACAAUUAAAUAUAACCCGUAGUAAUCUUUAGUCCAAUAAUAACGCUGUUCACACACAAUAUGAGUAACGACAGGCGGUUAGUACUAUUUUGACUUCGCACUGAAUAUGAUGUUGGUUAAAGUUUCGCUUCUAUUUUCAAUAACUUUGUCGUUUCGUUCAGUGGAUUGUUUCGCUACCAAACUCAGUGAAUUGGAUAUAUGUAAAAAUAAAAUAUGCAUACCUAAAUGCUGUGGUUUAGAUAAAUACGUGCACGGCAGAGAUAGCAAGUGCGCCUACACCGAUUUGAAGGAUGCAUUGAAUUUUUCUAAAGUACCUGUCUACAAAGACGACUUAACAACGGUGGUAACAACGCUGACUGAUCCGAGGUUCCAUAUGGUCGGGAAUGUUUUCGAAGAUGAUGAAUUCAAAAGUCUCGCCUACGACUUAAGUCGCACACGGAUCUACAACUUUUUUUUAUCUGAGACAGGUGUGCUCUACCUAGAGAAAUCAAACUUUUACUUACGAUGGACACCAAGGAACACUUCUAGAUACUGCGUUGACUACAGAAAAGUGAAAAGCAAAAACGCCUCUGUGGCCUGGGAGGCACAAUAUCGUUUCUUUACUGUUAUGGAUCCUGUAGCUCAACCCGAAACCCAAACACUUUACAGAACUGCGCUGAUGAUUUCAAGUUUGUUUCUUUUAAUUGUGCUUUUGGUCUACGCGAUACUACCAGAGCUCAGGAACUUGGGUGGUUUGAUUCUGAUGGCAUAUGUAGGGAGUCUAUUGUGCGCUUUCUUUUUGCUGUCUAUCAUACUGCUCGAUAUCAACUACAAAACAAACACUUGCAUUGGAAGUACUAUGGUGAUAUACUACAGUCUUAUAGCAAGUUUUUGUUGGAUGAACAUCAUGUCAUACGACAUUUGGUGGACAUUUAGAGGAUACGCUAAAGCAAGAUCGAUUCACCGUCGCGGUGAAAUCUUCAAAUUUCAAAUGUACUGCUUGUAUGGUUUUGGAGUACCUCUAGUCCUGACCAUACUACUCGCUGUCAUGCAUUUCGUUGACUUUAGCGACCAGCCCUGGAUAAUCAAGCCACAGUUGGUACGCUACGGUUGCUUCAUGGGAGGUCCCGAGAAAAUGUUAUACCUCUACGUACCGAUGCUGAUUCUAAUCAUGUGCAAUUGGAUGUUCUUCCUGAUGACUGCUUUCAAUGUGUGGCGGCUCAGUCGCGGUACGGCUGUCCUGGAUUCGGCCGCUGCCGGAAACCCACACGCGCAUCGCACUCAGAGACACAGGUUUAUGGUGUAUUUAAAGUUAUCCAUUGUGAUGGGUAUAAACUGGGUAUUAGAAGUGGUUAGUUCUCAGCUCCCCGAGCUACAAAUCUUCAAAGUUAGCGACCUAUACAACGUCAUGGUCGGCUUGUUCAUAUUCCUCAUCUUCGUUUUCAAGAAGAAAAUACUAAGGAAACUCAUGAAAAAAUUGCCGAACAAGAAGCGUUGGGCUCCGGCGUCGAAGAGCUACGAAUCAGACAGCAGCACGUCAGACGGAAGCAGCCAAGAGACUUCCUUGCCUUUGGUUUGUUCAAUCCCAAAGGGGCCUAUCGAAAAGAGCACUUAAGAUACAUCUUCAAAUAGAAAUGAGCCGUGAUCUUCGAACUGAACAAAACGCGACAUGCGCGAAAAUCUUGCCCAAUAAAAAAAUAUGCUCUGAGUGCUAUGAGGAGUUUUUUGAGAUUUCUGCCGUGAAGCAGUAAUGCGUUUCGGUUUGAAGGGUGGGGCAGCCGUUUUAACUAUACUUGAGACGUUAGAACUUAUAUGUCAAUGUGGAUGGCGCAUUUACGUUGUAGAUGUCUAUGGGCUCCAGUAACCACUUAACACCAUGUGUGCUGUGAGCUCGUCCACCCAUCUAAGCAAUAAAAAAAAAAUGAUAUCAUCAUCUCGUUUUGUACCAUCGCACCGCCCGCCACCGGAGUAGAGUUCAUUAGUACUGCAAACUACCUGGGGCCACUGCGUUCAUCCACAGCGCGUUUCCGGAGAUCUUUUUGCCACGUACCAUCCGGCUUUGGAAUGAACUCCCAUCCACGGUGUUUCCCGACUGCUAUGACAUGUCCUUCUUCAAACGAGGCUUGUGGAGAGUAUUAAACGGCUCGGCUCUACCCCUAGCAUUGCUGACGUCCAUGGGCGACGGUAACCACUCACCAUGAGAUGGGCCAUAUGCUCGUCUGCUUACAUAGGCAAUAAAAAAAACCAGGAAGAUUUUCACAUUCAGGAACAAAUUUAAAAAAUUAUCAUUUACCAACACAACCCGUAAGAUUAACAGGUCAUCUUGUUAAUACCAAAUACUGUAAGAUUAUUGAAAUAGUCCUGUACAGCGUUUAUUCUUCAUAGGUUAUGAUAAAAUAUUUUAGCUUCUUUAGUUUUAGUUAGAUUUUAGUUACUUUAGAUUUAAUUUAAAACAUCUGUACUUGUACUAUUUUGAUCAUAGAGUUUUCGAUUUCAAAGUGUACUUUGAAAGUAAAAAAAAAAUAGAUACAAAAAGGGCGUCACCCCUUACUUGAUAUUAAACCUAAAAAGUGGAUACCUCUAUUGUAUUGUUGUAUUUUAAAUAAGCUUUAUCUAUAUAUUAAUACGUGAAGCAAAAUCUGUGUACAACUUUUUACGAAAACCGCGCGCACGGAGGAGUAUGAAGUUUUCAACACUUUAUAUAUACUAGUGGUCCUCUGGUAGUCGAAAUUCGACUAUAACUAAUGGAAAUUAUAAGUUUGUACACAAUUAGUAUUCAAUUGUCAAAGACUAUUAAAUACUCCUUUAAUCACAGAUUUCGUCAAAACUACACUUUAGACAAUUAUUAAUAAAGAAAAAACAAUAUUUAAUCUAUUCUCCAUUUGACAGACUAUAACUGACAGACUGCAAAGAAAAGUUUGACAAUAAACCAUGAUUUAAUGUAUUUUUUAGGCAUAAUUUAAAAAAAUAUAUUAACAUUCUGCACUCCUUCUCUAUAUUCUCUAUAAGUGUGGGAAAUUUCAUACUCCUCAGUCCGCGCAAUUUUCCUAAAAAAGGAUACAAAGUUUUUCCUUCAAGUAUUAAUAUAUAGAUAAUGUGUUAUUAUCGCAUGGGCAUUCAUUUUUCGAUGUCUAUGUGUUUCGCCUAUCUACCCAAAAAUCCUUAUUAGACAGUUAUUAAAAAUGUACAUACCAUAAUUCUUUAACGUAGUAAGUGAUUUUUCCUAAAGUUAUUGUAAGGGCGCCUAAUAAUAUACUUUGUCAAAGUAGCUUAAGUAUGAAGUGUUUGUGUAUAUACAUUAAUUCUUCAUCAUCAUUAUCCUGCUCUUCUCCCAGUUACCUGGGGUCGACGCAACAUGUUUUCUCCUUCCAUACUCUUCUAUCAUAUACCAUUUCUUCGCUCACUCCCCUCUUACCCAUAACGUCUUUCACGCAAUCCAUCCAUUUCUUCUUAGGUCUACCUCUUCCUCUAUAUCCUUCCACAUUCAUAGUUAACAUAUUCUUACCGACCUCUUAUAACCUGUGUAUAUACAUUAAUUAAAAACAGUAAAUCGUUUAAAUAUU
This is a messenger RNA of Bombyx mori (domestic silkworm), 3600 nucleotides long. RefSeq names its product G-protein coupled receptor Mth2. Gene Ontology annotation, molecular function: G protein-coupled receptor activity. Gene Ontology annotation, cellular component: membrane. The record is from RefSeq and is a predicted model, not a curated record. Gene Ontology annotation, biological process: cell surface receptor signaling pathway; G protein-coupled receptor signaling pathway. Lineage: Eukaryota; Metazoa; Arthropoda; Insecta; Lepidoptera; Bombycidae. The coding region runs from base 165 to 1652 and encodes 495 amino acids. The transcript has 8 exons.